UUAAAUAACAGAAGCUGGAGAGGCUUCAAGAAGAGGAUCAAGUAGAGAAGCCAUUUCAGCGAAAACAAAUGAAGAUUAGGUUUCCUGAACGUGGAAGAAGUGGAAGAUCUGUCAUCACAAUUAAGAACCUGGAAUUUGGUUAUGAAGAUAAGAAACUGUUCAACAGAGCAAAUCUUACCAUAGAAAAGGGGGAAAAAAUUGCAAUUGUCGGCCCAAAUGGUUGUGGAAAAAGCACUUUGCUGAAAUUGAUUAUGGGCUUGGAGAAGCCAGAAAGUGGUGAAGUUUCACUUGGGGAGCAUAAUGUCCUACCAAACUAUUUUGAGCAGAAUCAGGCUGAGGCACUUGACUUGGAUAAAACAGUGCUCCAGACAGUAGAAGAAGUUGCUGAAGAUUGGAGAAUUGAUGAUAUAAAGGGACUUCUUGGACGCUGCAACUUCAAGUCGGAUAUGCUUGAUAGAAAGGUUUCCCUAUUGAGUGGUGGAGAGAAGGCACGUCUUGCUUUCUGCAAAUUCAUGGUAAAACCCUCAACGCUGCUGGUUUUGGAUGAACCAACAAACCACUUGGAUAUACCUUCAAAAGAAAUGCUUGAGGUUUACUUCUUUCCCU
Molecule: messenger RNA, 606 nt
Organism: Carica papaya (papaya)
Lineage: Eukaryota; Viridiplantae; Streptophyta; Magnoliopsida; Brassicales; Caricaceae
Source: RefSeq, a predicted model, not a curated record